Messenger RNA from Botrytis cinerea B05.10, 1757 nucleotides. RefSeq lists its product as hypothetical. The coding region runs from base 329 to 1609 and encodes 426 amino acids. Gene Ontology annotation, molecular function: carbohydrate binding; aldose 1-epimerase activity. The transcript has 3 exons. Gene Ontology annotation, biological process: beta-D-galactose catabolic process via UDP-galactose, Leloir pathway; glucose metabolic process. Lineage: Eukaryota; Fungi; Ascomycota; Leotiomycetes; Helotiales; Sclerotiniaceae. The record is from RefSeq and is a predicted model, not a curated record.
CCCUUCAACAAAGAAUCCUGUGCACAGUAGACGUUGUGUCGAUUGACGAACAUUGUCAACUGGAAGCUUUUUCGAUCAUUCACCCCUGAGAUAGCUGAGUGAUUGAAUGAUCAUUAUACCCCAGAAACCCCGACUUUUAGAUUCACUGUGGAGACGGCGAUCUACGGCUUAAUCGACAUAGUCUUAUAUUCUUAAACCUCUCCCCCCCCCAAAACAACAUACUCUUUUACAUUACCAAAGUUACACCUCCAUCACGGCGACACCAUUUCUAAAUCUUUACUUCCACAUCUAAUUGAGUAUUUAUUUCCCAAUAAAACAACUCUACAAUAUGAUGUCAAUCAAGAUGAUGUCGACAGUGCUCUUUGGCGCGCUAGCAGGCUUAACUGCAGCUCAAUCUCCCGGUGAAUCCUACACUGGAGUAGCUGGAAACAGCACCAUCGCGGGUUCCUCCCUCGGUCCCAACGCCAAUGGCAAAUAUGAGCUCUCUGCUCCGGGUAUCCGUGCAAACUUCAUCGCCUAUGGUGCAUCCAUCUCCAAUCUCUUCAUUAAUGAUACCUCUGGUAUCGAGCGUGAUAUUGUCGGAGGUUUCGAUAAUGCGAGCUAUUAUGGAGUAGAUAGACAACAUCCUCAUUUCGGCGGUGUACCAGGAAGAUACGCAAAUCGUAUUAAGAAUUCGAGCUUUGUUAUCGAUGGAGAGACGUAUAACGUUUUGCCGAAUGAAAAUCCGACAGCGGAUCACCCGGCCGGAGUUGAUACGCUGCAUGGAGGUCCAGAUGGUUGGGAUUGGAGAAAUUGGACUGUGGUUGCUCACACCACGAGUUCGAUUACCUUCAGUUUAACGGAUCCGGAUGGAGAACAAGGUUUCCCAGGAGAGGUUGUUAGUUAUGUCACUUACACUUUGACUAACAUGACCUGGUCAUUCAAGAUGAUUGCCAUUGCUACCACCAAGAAGACUCCUAUUAUGUUGAGCUCGCAUACAUACUGGAACCUUGACGGUUUCGCCAACAACGAAACGGCUACUGCUCUCAACCACUCUCUUUAUCUACCAUAUGGUGGACAACGAAUUGGUACAGACAGUAUCCUCAUCCCAACUGGAGACAUUGUCGCGAAUCAACCCCAAUCACUUAACGAUUUCUGGAGUGCUCCAAAACAAAUCGGAGCCAACUUUUCCAACCCAGAUUUACUAGGAAACUGCGGUGAAAAUUGCACCGGCUAUGAUACAGCCUACAUCACCAACCGUGAUCCCUCCACUCGCGCUGCAUGGCACACAUCCCCCGUCGCACGUCUCCGUUCCGCUUGGUCCGGUAUCCAAGUCGAUGUCUACAGCGACCAAGACGCUUUCCAAGUAUAUUCCUGUGGAGGACAAAACGGAUCCAUGGCUCUCAAAGAAACUCAAGGACUUUUCAAUGUCUCAGAUAGGCCCCGUACAAUCCAGCAAUAUGGAUGUGUCGUUAUGGAAGUUGAGGACUGGAUUGAUGGAAUCAAUCAGCCUGAAUGGGGUAGAAAACAAAUCUGGGGUCCGGAAGAUGGCCCAUAUGUUUUGGAGGCGAAGUAUAAGUUCAGUUUGAACAGCACAGACAUGGGACUGUUGGGUGAGGGAUCGGGUUAAGGUUGGUAAUGAUUUGUUUGCAUGGGGUUGAUCUUUGGGCCGAAGAUCUGAUCUAUUUCGUAGUAUCUAGGACGUUCAAGACUGGGUCUUGGUGGGGAAUUAUAGUAAUUUAAAGUCUACCUAGUAGUUAAUUAAAAGUCCCAGUUUC